UAUUUUACUAAAAAUAACUAAAAUAACCGUAUCAUUUAGAUUAUAUUAACGAUAAAAACAUGUACAUUCAAAGUGUCGGUUUUAUACUUGUUUGAAAUAAACUAACUUAUUACCGAAAUAAUAACUUAAAAAUAACAUUAUAAUGAAUAGAGCCUCGUUUUAGAAAUGACAAUAAAAAGCGAUUAAGUAUGAGUGCAUCAUGCAAGUUUUUGAUGAUACUUAAGUGUGUCGUAAUGAUAAUUAGCAAUUGCUCUGCACAGGAGGGCACGUGCACUAAGGUAUCGAGCUGUAAGUGUACGUACCAAGAUGGCGCUAUAGUUGAUCUGACCCCUCUAGCCAAUACGGACGGAAGUGCAAGAUAUUCAGAUGUACCCGGAAGUGUUGCCACAACCUUAUACUCAUGGAACCCAUGCAACAGUUUUACAGAAAGCACGUGCCAAGAUGUUGCGGUUAUGUCAGUUAACAAGGGAAGAUUUAGCCCCCUGCAAUAUACUAAGCCAGGGGCCAGGGUUUCAGCAAAAGUUCACGAACUGAUGACCAAGGGCAAAUUUAGCAUUAGAGUACAGUGCCGAAAAGCACUCCAGGGCGUGCUUAAUUCUGCCGAUACGUUAACAGUUACGGAUGAAAGAAAACAAGAAGCUAAAUAUUUUCUGGAAUUAAGCAGUCCCCAUUGCUGUCCAUCUGGUAUUCCACACGAUCAUCUCUCCGUCGGAACAUAUAUUACUAUAAUCUUCCUGUCGUUUGCAUCUCUGUUCUUUGUCAUUGGAAUAUCUAUACAAAAAUUUGUUAGGAAGAAAACCGGUAAAGAUGUUAUCCCAUUUGUAGAGUUUUGGAUCCAACUGCCGGGCCUGGUAAAGGCGGGCGUUUUACUCAUCUUGUGUCGGAGUAAACAAGUAUCAUACGAGAACUAUUAGCAUUAUAUCAAAGCAACUGCACCUGAUAAAUGCUCAACACAGUUUAUCCCUAACCACGGGACUAUAUCACGUGACUUUUUAUGAUUUGAGUUGGGCAAAAAACCAAUACAACAGAGGGUCCAGGUUUGAUUUUAUUGUUUAACUGUUCAAGUUUUUCUGAAUUGACAAAACUAUAAAGUGUUGAACAUUUUUUUCCAAGGAACCAUUUUAUGUUAUGCAUUGGUUCUCGCUAGAAUGAGCAGGCUGUUCAGUUUCAUAAACAAAUAUGUUCAAAUAUUUCAAAAUCUAUAGUAGAAAAUAAAACGUGGAGGACCGUCUUUUGUAUUGGUUUUUAUGCCCACGCAAAACACAAAAAAAUCACGUAGUAUAACCAUACAAUACUUAUCUUCGGCGAAUACGACAUAAAAGUUUGCUUUAUAUAAUUUUAAAAUGACAAUAAAAACAUUAUACGAGAUUCAUGUCAUAUCAUUACAACUUCAUGUAAACAACACCGUUUUCCUCAUAUAAAGCGCGACCUGUAAAUAUAUGUUAUAUAUGUCUAAUGACCUUGAUAUUAUGUUUAUGUAUGUAUGUAUGUUUGUAUAUAUGCUGUGUGCUCAUGGGUAUAAUACCCACAUGUAUUCGGAAUAAAAUCUUGAAAAUCUUGAAUCUUGUAAAAUGUUGAAGUUUCAAUUUUCAUAAAUGUACAACGUAAUAAAGUUAUUCUCAUACACUUAAUGUUUACCAGCGCUCUGUAAAAUGCAAAUGUAUCACCCUUUCCUUUCUGUGUAGACAUUAUUAACAGAAAUAGUUGCCUGUAGAAUUUGAAAUACAGUGAACAACGGGCUAACUGAUUGUUGAAAUUCAUGUAUUUAAAGUGCUAUUUUGUCAUGCUUACCGAAUAUUAUAGUCAAGUUUUAUUACGCAAAUGGUUUGCUUGUUUAAUGUGCGAUCUCAUAAGUGAAAUUUGUUUUUAUUUUCUACAGUUUCAAUGCCAAAAACAAAUGUAAAUUUUAUUUGGCUGAGUGGUUAUGAUUGAUACAUUCACUUGGCCCUAACUGCUGCAGGUUAAAACCGAGUAGGAACUGUAAUUUGUUCUUAAAACAAAACAAUCUUUUUAUAAAUUGCCUUGAAGUUAAGUAAUUCUCCUUGUGUGUCGCCAGUUACUAAUGCAGGGAGGAUCGACUUAAAUCUUUCUCCAACGGUAUAACUGUUAAGUUCACAUAUAACCCAGAAUGUCGGUGUGACUUCACACACCCCUCGCCAUGAAAAUAAAUGAAAUAAAAAUGACAUUUCCUAUAUUUUACAAAAGCAUGUGUAUUGCAAAGUCAAAUAUGUUAUGAAGGUUUGACAUUUACUUUUGUUAAACAACACAGCGUUAACGUUCAAACAUUGCUCCACACAUUUGUUUGAACAUAAUGAAAAUUGUUAUCUGUAUUAUACGAGUAAUAUCAUCCUUACAAUUAAAUGAAAACACUGUUGUUAAAGAUAUUCUAUACUCAUCCUUAGGUAAAAUAUUUAAAUUACAGAAAAUUAUUGAAAUCUAUAUAAAUCUUAAUAAAUAUGUCUUGUUUAAAUAAAAGAGUUAAUAAAAUAUGAAUUUAGAAUUUUAAACACAACUUAUGCUGUGUGUGAAGUCAAAAUAUGUUUAUUUUAAUAUUUACAAAGAGACUGUGUUGCAAUGAUAUAAAAUUAGAGCAUAGUACAUCUUUAAACAUCACACGUUUUACCUGCAAAAUAUAAAAUGACGUGAAAGAAGAAAGGUUUCUUAAUGUUAUAUGUACAUGAAUUAUAUGUAAAGCAGCGAAAAUUUAAUCAACGAGAAAUCACCUAUAUCACUUACUGUACACCUUCUACUUUGACUCAUAAAGCUUUUCAGAAUUCUUAAUGGGAAAAAAAAUAAGAUGCAUUGAUCGAAUAUUUCCAUUAAAAUUAACCUUUGUGAUCUGGAUGGCAUAUUUAUCAAUUGAAAAUAACUAGUACAUUAAAGUUGUAACAGUUACACCAAAAUGAUAGCUAUAAACUUGAGUUAUUUUCGUACGCCAAACCGUUGAAUGCUUGUCGUGCUUCUGUUGAUUAAAGUAUACAUGUGUAACAAUAUUAUCUUUUCUGUGUGCGUUAUAUAUU
Ruditapes philippinarum (Manila clam) is the source of this 3020-nucleotide messenger RNA. RefSeq lists its product as uncharacterized. The transcript has 7 exons. NCBI's taxonomy places the organism in Eukaryota, Metazoa, Mollusca, Bivalvia, Venerida, Veneridae. Bases 189 to 914 code for a protein of 241 amino acids. Gene Ontology annotation, cellular component: trans-Golgi network. The record is from RefSeq and is a predicted model, not a curated record.